GGCGCUUUGCUAGGGGGUGGGCGGAGCCGGAGGCGGUUGGAGGGAGAGGAGGAGUCAGUUGGCACUGAGGCUUACACACAGAAUCAGGCACCGGGAGAAGCCGGCCCUCCCAGCCCGUCACAGCCUCACCUCCCCGGCGGCUGUGCUCACUGUGACACCGCUACAGGCCUCAGGACACUGACCUCCGGGCCCAGGGAGCCGAUUCCCGCACAGCCGCUCCACACAGCGACCUGGCAGAGGCGAGCCAGGCCGCCCCCACACCCCACCCUCCAUCCUCCUCCCUGCGGGGUCCACACAGACCUGUAUUGAUGGUGUAGAGCUUCGGGGGAGGUGGCGUAUUUGUGCAGUAAACUUGCAUUUGCCAUUUCCUUGGAAACUACCCUGAAAUAAGAUCACAGAGGGUAAUCACUUAAGCAGACACAUUCUGGGAUACAGAGAGCAAUAAGUAAAGGGUCUCCAUGCAGACUUCCUGCUUCCGAGGCAACCCUUCACUCCAAGAAUAGCCCUAUGGUGUCAUGAGCUCUUUGAAGCGCUGGGGUUGUUGGAGUGGUCCAAUUUUUCCUGGAAUUGCGUGAUAAAUUCAGAAGACUGAAGCCCAGGCUCACUGUCUACCUUUCACGGAGGCCCAGCCGUGAGAGGACAGAAGAAGGCACGUGGCGAAUCAUGACGGCCGACAAAGAGAAAGAUAAAGACAAGGACCGAGAUCGGGAAAGGGAAAAACGAGACAAGACCCGCGAUGGGGAGAAUUCCCGACCACGGCGCAGCUGUACACUGGAAGGCGGUGCCAAAAACUACGCAGAGAGUGAUCACAGUGAGGAUGAGGAUAAUGACAAUAGUGGCAUAACGGCAGAAGAAGCUGCCAAGAAAAACAAGAAAAAGCUGCCAAAGAAAAAGUCCCGUUACGAAAGGGCCAACAAUGGGGAGAUCACAUCUUUCGUCACUGAAGAUGAUGUGGUAUACAAGCCAGGAGAUUGUGUAUAUAUUGAGAGCCGAAGACCCAACACUCCAUACUUCAUAUGUAGCAUUCAGGACUUCAAACUGAGUAAGCGAGACCAUCUUCUGAUGAAUGUUAAGUGGUACUACCGCCAGUCAGAGGUCCCGGAUUCUGUAUACCAGCACUUGGUACAAGAUCGGCACAAUGAAAAUGAUUCUGGCCGGGAGCUGGUUAUCAGCGACCCUUUGAUCCGGAAUAGAGAGCUCUUCAUCUCUGAUUACGUGGACACUUACCAUGCAGCUGCUCUCAGGGGCAAGUGCAACAUCUCCCAUUUCUCAGACAUUUUUGCUGCUCGGGAAUUUAAAGCCAGGAUAGACUCAUUCUUCUACAUCCUGGGAUACAACCCAGAGACCAGGAGGCUGAAUAGCACCCAAGGGGAAAUACGUGUGGGACCAAGUCACCAGGCCAAGCUCCCUGAUUUGCAGCCUUUCCCCUCCCCUGACCUUGAUUCCAUUACCCAGCAUGAAGAGCUGGUGUGGAUGCCUGGUGUUAAUGACUGUGACCUGCUUAUGUACCUGAGGGCAGCCAGGAGCAUGGCUGCCUUUGCAGGGAUGUGCGAUGGUGGCUCUACAGAAGAUGGUUGUGUUGCUGCAUCUCGUGAUGAUACUACACUCAAUGCACUUAACACACUUCACGAAAGCAACUAUGAUGCUGGGAAGGCAUUACAGCGUUUGGUUAAGAAGCCAGUUCCCAAGCUGAUAGAGAAGUGCUGGACAGAAGAUGAAGCGAAACGGUUUAUCAAAGGAUUAAGACAGUAUGGAAAGAACUUCUUCAGAAUUCGAAAAGAAUUGCUUCCCAAUAAAGAGACGGGGGAACUUAUUACCUUUUAUUACUAUUGGAAGAAAACUCCUGAAGCGGCCAGCUCCCGAGCCCACCGCAGGCAUCGCAGGCAGGCAGUUUUCCGCCGGAUCAAAACUCGCACUGCCACCACCCCUGUAAACACUCCCUCCCGACCACCAUCCAGCGAAUUCUUGGAUCUUAGCUCAGCCAGUGAAGAUGACUUUGACAGCGAGGACAGUGAGCAGGAGUUAAAGGGUUACGCUUGUCGCCACUGCUUUACCACCACUUCUAAGGACUGGCACCACGGGGGCCGGGAAAACAUCCUUCUCUGCACGGAUUGCAGGAUUCAUUUUAAAAAAUACGGCGAGUUACCCCCUAUUGAAAAGCCUGUGGAUCCCCCACCAUUCAUGUUCAAACCUGUGAAGGAGGAAGAGGAUGGUCUUAAUGGAAAGCAUAGUAUGAGAACCCGGAGGAGUAGAGGCCCGAUGUCUACACUACGCAGCGGGCGCAAGAAGCAGGCGGCCAGCCCAGACGGCAGAGUCUCCCCUAUAAAUGAAGACAUCCGUUCCAGCGGCCGAACCUCUCCAAGUGCUGCCAGCACAUCCAGUAAUGACAGCAAAGCGGAGUCCCUCAAGAAGCCAUCAAAGAAGAUUAAGGAGGAACCUUCAUCCCCCAUGAAGAGUGCCAAACGUCAGAGAGAGAAGCCAGCAUCCGACACAGAGGAGACAGACCGGGCCAUGGCAAAGAAAUCUAAAACACAAGAGAUCAGUCGGCCAAACUCCCCAUCAGAAGGAGAAGGAGAUGGUGAGGGUGAAGGAGAGAGCUCAGACAGUCGCAGUGUUAAUGAUGAGGGCAGCAGUGAUCCUAAGGACAUUGACCAGGAUAAUCGCAGCACGUCUCCCAGCAUUCCAAGUCCCCAAGACAAUGAGAGUGAUUCAGACUCCUCAGCUCAGCAACAGCUGUUACAACCACAGAAUGGAACUUCAGCCAUGGUCCCUCCCGCUGUGUCUCCAGGCCCUCUUCCACCAGUUGUCCCUCCACCUCACAUCAUUGCCCCCGGUCAAAUAUCACCAUCUCCAUCACUACCUCCUUCCCAGCCUCCUCAGCCUCCGUCACUUUCACUCGUUCAAGCACCCAUUUUGCACCCUCAAAGACUUCCCUCUCCACACCCAGCAAUACAAGCCCUUCCUGGGUCUCAAGGGGAGCCACAGCCUCCUAUUCCUGCACAAAUACAUCCGCAAUCUCCCCACCAUGGGGCAGUAGCCUCUUUACCACACAACAUGCAGCCACAUCCCAUAUUACAGUAUCCAGGUUCCUCCCCACCUCAGUCCUGUCCUGCUCAGGUCUCCCCAGUGCCACAAACGCCAUGUCAUAUUUUCCCUCACAAUACUCAGGGACCACCAAAUGCCCAGCCUGCUCUUCAAACACCACCUCAGCCUCCGCGUGAGCAACCUUUGCCCCCAGCACCUAUUACCAUGCCUCAUAUAAAGCCACCUCCCACCACCCCUAUACCUCAGACACCUACACAAUCUCAUAAACAUCCGCCUCAUUUACAAGGUCCCCCUCCAUUCUCUCUGAAUUCCAACUUGCCACCACCUCCUGCUCUUAAGCCCCUUAGUUCACUGCCUGCCCAUCAUCCGCCUUCUGCUCAUCCUCCUCCCCUGCAGCUUAUGCCUCAGAGCCAGCAACUUCAAGCUACAGCAGCACAACCACCAGUCCUGACUCAAAGCCAAAGCCUUUCCCAGACACCGGGGCACCCUCAAUCAGGACUACAUUCCAUACCUCCUCAGCCUUCCUUCUCACAGCACUCUUUUAUACCUGGAGGCCCAUCGUCUAUUACUCCGCCAACGUGUGCCCCCGCUCCUACCCCAUCUUCCUUGUCAUCGGCAUCACCAAAUCUUCAGCCUCCUCCCCCUGUUGCGACCUCUGCUGCAACUUCUGGUGUCUGCAUUCCUGUGGUAUCUCAGUCACCCAACCCUCAACCUCUGCUGCCAAUACAGAUUAAAGAAGAGGUACCUGAUGAAAUUGAUGAACCUGAAAGUCCUCCUCUUCCUCCACGGAGUCCAUCUCCAGAGCCUACUGUGGUGGAUGCACCCAGUCACGCCAGCCAGUCUGCAAGGUUCUACAAACAUCUGGAUCGUGGCUACAACUCAUGUGCUAGGACUGACCUCUACUUCAUCCCACUGGGUGGCUCCAAACUGGCAAAAAAGAGGGAAGAAGCUGCUGAAAAAGUAAAGAGGGAAGCAGAGCAAAAAGUCCGCGAAGAGCGAGAACGGGAAAAAGAAAGAGAAAAGGAAAAGGAGAGGGAACGGGAGCGUGAGAGAGAAGCAGAAAGAGCGGCGAAGGCUUGCAGUUCCCAUGAAGGACGGCUUGGAGACACCCAAAUGGGAGGACCAGGGCAGAUGCGGCCAUCCUUUGAACCACCAACAACCAUAGCUGCUGUUCCACCUUACAUUGGACCAGAUACACCUGCGCUACGUACCCUGAGUGAAUAUGCUCGACCACACGUCAUGUCUCCCACUAAUCGUAAUCAUCCAUUCUUUGUCCCUCUUAACCCCAAUGACCCUCUUCUGGCUUACCACAUGCCAGGCUUGUACAAUAUGGACCCUAAUCUUCGUGAACGGGAAUUACGUGAGCGGGAACUCAGAGAACGGGAAAUCCGUGAGAGGGAGCUGCGGGAGAGAAUGAAACCUGGCUUUGAGGUGAAGCCACCUGAACUGGAUCAACUCCAUCCCGCUGCUAACCCCAUGGAACAUUUUGCUAGACAUGGUGCACUCACCAUGGCCCAAACGGCAGGCCCACAUCAUUUUGCUGCUUUCCAUCCUGGUUUAAACCCACUUGAUAGAGAGAGACUGGCUCUGGCAGGACCACAACUACGGCCAGAAAUGAGUUACCCUGAAAGACUGGCAGCUGAGCGGAUACACGCGGAGCGCAUGGCAUCACUUGCUAAUGACCCUUUAGCCCGGCUGCAGAUGUUCAACGUCACGCCUCAUCACCACCAACACUCGCACAUACAUUCACACCUCCAUCUUCAUCAGCAGGACCCAUUACAUCAGGACUGCUGCUGUAACUCUAAGUCUUGGCCGGGCAUGGCUGAAAACGGGACAUGUGUUCCAGUCCACUUUCCUGAGUACAUGGAAUGUCUUCGUAGACUGAAUAGUAAAAGUAGCUGCUGUUCAGCCGGUCCUGUUCAUCCACUGGUUGACCCACUGGGAGCUGGACCUCACUUAGCACGCUUCCCGUACCCUCCUGGGGCCAUCCCCAACUCUUUGCUGGCACAACCACCUCACGAACACGAAAUGUUACGACACCCAGUUUUCGGUGCCCAUUACCCCCGGGACUUACAAGCAGGUCUCCCUCCACCAAUGUCUGCUGCUCACCAGCUACAGGCUAUGCAUGCACAGUCAGCUGAGCUACAGAGGUUGGCAAUGGAACAGCAGUGGUUACAUGGUCACCCCCACAUGCAUGGUGGCCACUUACCCAGCCAAGAAGAUUACUACAGUCGCCUGAAAAAAGAAGGGGACAAGCAGUUGUAACACAGAUGAUUCAGGACCUCUUCCUCCCUUCCAGCUCCCUUUGGAGAGUCAGACUCCACACAACGGGUCCCUAGAGGCUGCCAGAUUCCUCCUAUAUUUAAGACUUGUCAUAUACGUUAUCUGUAAAGAAGACUCCUCAACACCAGACUGGCAGUCCCUUGCAUGACGCAUUCUUCCCCCAGCCUCGGGAGGGAGCAGGUUUGGGGAGAGGUGGGGACAACAUUGCACAUUUGACAACAGAUUGAACACCUCAUACUCUGGAGAUGCUACCCCCAUAUAUUACACACUGUGUGUAACUGAAGCCGGAUGCUUGGUAAACAAAGUGACAUAAUCCGCCAGCACUCUUGGACCUCCUGUGCUGUGACACAGAUUAUUCCUUUAUUUUAUUACGUCAGCAGGAGACCUGAGUCAUUGUACAAAGUUGCCCCAGUCUGUCCACAUCCUGUAAAUACAUUACAAGUAAGGACUAGGGGAAUGGUAUCCGCAAACAUCCUUUCUGUUCCUGUCCCUGCAUCGCAGUUACUACCUGUGAAUUCCCUUUAACCUCUUCAUUGCCACUGGGACCUGUGACAUUAAACCUAUGGCAGCAAAGUGGUUAAGAACUUAAGAGAAUAUAACCACAGAAAUACUCAGUUUUACCAAUGUGUCAUUGGUAAAGCCAAAAUCACAAACCCGUGUUUCGUUCUUUAACAACCAUCUCCUGCUGGUUUCCCUGCUUACACCACAGCAUCAAUGUCUGAACCUGAAUAGUCCACAUUCAUAAUUGUUGUAAAGGAAGAAUCUGGUUUUCCUCUGUUGCAGAAUGUGGGUGAUAUCUGAAGAGAGGAAUUCCCUGUUGUGUUUUUUGUUGUUGUUUUUUUUCUUUGUCCUAAUUUGCGUGUCUCACUUGUAGAUAGGGGCUACAGCGUUUUAAGUUGUAGAGGCAAAACGCACACAGGCUUGUGCGUAUCUUCACUUUAUAGCAUUAAAGUUUCUGCAGGGUUAGAACUUUUAUUAUUUAAUUUAUAAGGAAAGCCUCCUAUAUUUUAGUGUUUUGGGUCCUGCUAUACUUAAUGCCAAGGGUUUUAUUUGUACAGAUUCUAUUUAACCUGGGCUGUUUUGUUUUUUCGUUGUUGGUUGUUUUUCUUUUCUUUUUUUUUAUGUUGUGUCAUUUUUUUUGUUUGUAUGUUUCAUCUACUUGUAUCCUCUGUCCCGCAAGCGGCAGGCCUUUAACACAAUAAAAGCACUUUGGAUGUGCGGAUAAGAGACAUGAAGGUAUAUACUUAGUAAGUGCUUGUCCACCAUGUGAUGUGUCAGAGGGUGGGAGAUGCACAAGGCUGCCUAAUUCAUGCUACAACUCAAUGUGCUGCUCAUGCAGACGGCUGUUGUUGUAAAACAGUUGUCCAGACGCUGAAGAAAAUUCUCUUCCACUGAGUAUCCCAGCAAACUCAUUUCCCAAAUCCAGGCACCACUCCUACCAUACCGACUGUUAAUCUCUUGGCAGCAAGCUUCUCAGGGCUGCAGCAGAUGACAAGGCAUAAAGGUCAGUGUCAAGCACCUCUUCACUUCAUAAUUGGUCCUCUGGUUCCUCAAUGGUGACCGACAAAAAAAGGGACCUCUUUACAAUGCCUGCACGGCAGUGCUGACGCUGUUAGUACUGAGUAACGAAGUUCCAUCAGCAAUUAUGCUGGGCAAAAGAGUGCCACUUCUCUCCCUUACACCGCCUAUAUUUGUUUAAUCAAGAAGCGUCUGGAUAGCAAAAUAUGGACAUCCUUCACAUAGGUCAUACACAAGGCAUUACUACUUCCAUUCUUGCAAUAGUAUUUUACACUACAAUGAAGAAUAUAUCUGAAGAUCUGAGUGUUGGCUAUAUUGGCUGUUCUCUCUUUUAAUGUAUAAAUAAGUUUUGCUUAUUACCUUCCAAUCCCACAAGUGUCGGGGUGCUUAACAACUUUGCCCUUGCUGGCUGUUUUGUGUACAGCCUGUUCGGCGUUGAGGAGACCUGCAGUAAAUUGGGCACUAGGACCUCCCCAGCACUGAAGGGCUAGAGCUUUUACUGCCAUAGGGCCUGGUGACACACGGUCUCACCAUGCUGGCAGGAAAAGAGUUGAGAAGUUGACUGUUGUCUCUUUCGGUUAUUAUUUGUUACUUUUUACCACUCCACUUUGUUUCGUUCUUUCCUAUUUUUGUAACUUCGGACGUACUUCGUUCAAUGUGUAAAACUGUAAAGCUAAUUGUUUCAUGGCGCCAUUUAGCAGAAUGUACAUCCAGACUGCUCCAUUUCUAUAUAUAUCUUGAAGAUUUUAAUGUAUAUAGGAGUAGUUUGCCAUGGGGGUAGAAACCCAGAAAUUCGUGACUUCUGUGUUUUCUCCAUUUUGAGUAUUUUGUAAUUUUUUGGGAAAUAUUUGUGGACAUAAACAAUAAAGCAAGCUACACCACAGAA
Messenger RNA from Pseudophryne corroboree (corroboree frog), 7732 nucleotides. It is a transcript of the gene RERE, whose product is annotated as arginine-glutamic acid dipeptide repeats. The transcript is spliced from 26 exons. The record is from RefSeq and is a predicted model, not a curated record. The coding region runs from base 664 to 5310 and encodes 1548 amino acids. Gene Ontology annotation, cellular component: nucleus. Gene Ontology annotation, biological process: regulation of DNA-templated transcription. Lineage: Eukaryota; Metazoa; Chordata; Amphibia; Anura; Myobatrachidae. Gene Ontology annotation, molecular function: chromatin binding; sequence-specific DNA binding; transcription corepressor activity.